GACGCCACAGCCACUCGGCUUCUCCCCCCGGAGCUGGGCUGGAGAGCCGAAGGGGGCCAUAUGACAUGCGUACCGGACCCCUGGACACCCACAGAGCAGAAGCCUCAGGUCAGAGCCUUGAGCAUGGCGAGCAGCGAGCACCCUGGGAGCCCCAGAUGGACGGGACGCAUAGCCCAGAGCUGGCCGGGGGCCAGGCAGGAAGCGACAGACAGUGGCCCAGCCCUCCCACCUCCAGCACCUGAUGGGGACUCAGACGCCGACGGCGGCCCGAACCCCAACUCCAGCAUGACCACGCGGGAGCUGCAGGAGCACUGGAGGAACGAGAAGGGCUGCUGGAAGCCCGUCAAGCUGCUCUUCGAGGUCGCCUCCGCCCGCAUCGAGGAGAGAAAGGUCUGCAAGUUUGUGGUGUACCAAAUCGUCGUCAUCCAGACGGGGAGCUUCGACAGCAACAAAGCCAUCCUGGAGCGGCGCUAUUCAGACUUCCAGGCGCUGCAGAAAAACCUCCUCAAGACGUUCAGGGAGGAGAUCGAAGACGUCCCCUUCCCCAAGAAGCACCUGGUGGGCAACUUCAAGCAGGAGAUGAUCUUGGAGCGCAAGCUGGCCUUCAAGGAGUACCUGAGCCUGCUCUACUCCAUCCGCUGCGUGCGCAGGUCCCGCGAGUUCAUCGACUUCCUGACGCGGCCCGAGCUGAAGGAGGCCUUUGGCUGCCUGCGGGCCGGGCAGUACACCAAGGCCUUGGACAUCCUGGUGCACAUGGUGCCCCUGCAGCAGAAGCUGACGGGCCACUGCCCCCUGGCCCUGGUGCCGGCGCUCUGCGCCAUGCUGGUGUGCCACCGGGAGCUCGAGCGGCCCCUGGAGGCCUUCGCGGCCGGCGAGCAGGCCCUGGAGCGCCUGCAGGCGCGGGAGGGGCACCGCUACUAUGCCCCGCUGCUGGACGCCAUGAUGCGCCUGGCCUACGCGCUGGGCAAGGACUUCCUGUCACUGCAGGAGAGGCUGGAGGCCAGCCAGCUGCGGAGGCCCACCACCCGCGGCUUCACCCUGAAGGAACUGGCUGUGCGGGAGUACCUGUGAUGCGCGGCUUUGGCAAGGCCAGCUUCAGA
Messenger RNA from Pteronotus mesoamericanus, 1100 nucleotides. RefSeq names its product sorting nexin 20 (gene SNX20). Gene Ontology annotation, biological process: protein transport. Gene Ontology annotation, cellular component: early endosome membrane. Gene Ontology annotation, molecular function: phosphatidylinositol phosphate binding. The record is from RefSeq and is a predicted model, not a curated record. The coding region runs from base 61 to 1071 and encodes 336 amino acids. The transcript is spliced from 4 exons. Lineage: Eukaryota; Metazoa; Chordata; Mammalia; Chiroptera; Mormoopidae.